This is a messenger RNA of Stereum hirsutum FP-91666 SS1, 3140 nucleotides long. RefSeq lists its product as uncharacterized. Lineage: Eukaryota; Fungi; Basidiomycota; Agaricomycetes; Russulales; Stereaceae. The transcript has 12 exons. Gene Ontology annotation, cellular component: ribosome; cytosolic large ribosomal subunit. Gene Ontology annotation, biological process: translation; ribosomal large subunit assembly. The coding region runs from base 34 to 957 and encodes 307 amino acids. The record is from RefSeq and is a predicted model, not a curated record. Gene Ontology annotation, molecular function: structural constituent of ribosome; 5S rRNA binding.
ACCCAAGCCAGUCCCCUCUCCGCCCUCCUCAAGAUGCCGUUCGUCAAAAAGGUCAAGUCCGACGCCUACUUCUCCCGUUACCAGGUCAAGUACCGUCGCCGGAGAGAGGGAAAGACCGAUUACUAUGCCCGCAAGCGUCUCGUAUCGCAAGCUAAGAACAAGUACAAUGCCCCCAAGUACCGCCUCGUCGUCCGGUUCACGAACAGGGAGGUCAUUUGCCAAAUUGUCUACGCCCGCCUCCAGGGUGACUUCGUUCUCGCCGCUGCGCGCUCAAAAGAACUUCCCCGCUAUGGGAUCAACCACGGCUUGACAAACUGGACUGCUGCCUACGCAACUGGUCUCCUCGUCGCUCGCCGCGCCUUGAACCAAAUCGGUCUCGCUGACAAGUACGAGGGUGUUGCUGAGCCAGACGGCACUAUCUCCCUGAUCGAGGCUUUGGACGACGAGGAUGCUCCCCGGCCAUUCAAGUGCUACCUCGAUGUCGGUCUCAAGCGCACAUCGACAGGUUCGCGUGUCUUCGGUGCCCUCAAGGGUGCCAGCGACGGCGGUAUCUUCAUUCCCCACAACGAGAAGCGUUUCCCCGGCUUCGACCCAGAGAGCAAGGAGCUUGAUGCUGAGACCCUCAAGAAGUACAUCUUCGGUGGACACGUCGCUGAGUACAUGGAGAGUCUGGAGGAGGAAGAUGACGAGCGCUUCAAGAAGCAGUUCUCUACUUACCUCGCUGAUGGUGUCGGCUCUGAGGACAUCGAGGAGAUCUUCCAGAAUGCCUACGCUGCCAUCCGUGAGGACCCAGCGUUCAAGCCCACCGAGAAGGAGAAGGACUGGAAGGCCGAGAGCUUGAAGUUCAAGACUCACCGCCUUACUUACGCCCAGCGCAAGGAGAACAUCGAGAAGAAGAUCGAGGCCUUCAAGGCUGGUGGAGAGGCCAUCGAGGAGGACGAGGAGGACGAGGAGUAGACGUUCUGCUUCUGUUAUCCUCUCGGUUCCAUUCUCGGGUGUUUGUCGUUGUCUCUUUCAUCCGCUUUGCGCGGCCCCCUACGCUUUUUCAUGCUUUGCAUAUAUGGUCCUCAAAACUAUGAUUAGUGCAUACCAUGCCCUCAUGCACCACAUCCUUUCGUACGAUCUGUGACCGCAAGGCUUCACUCGUCGACACGAUGCCUGUCAUAUUCUCAGCGGCCCGUAAGAGCUUUCUGAAUUACAUCGUCAACCCAUGCAAACAGUGAUGUGGGCCCGGCCGUAUCAAACUCUUCUCUAUGCACCUUUGCUUGUCCCUUGAUUCGAUAUAGUCGAGAAACGGAACAUAGAAUGGUAGACUCCGCCCCGAACGAUGUCGUGAAGUUUAAUACACAGCCGUCCCACUUCCCCACAGCACGACCCAUCUCAGGACCAUCCGAAGAAACGAACCACGUCCCGUUCUUGUGUUCCGACAGACCCGUACCGACAUCGCAUAUUCGCUGUAGGAGACAUUGUUCGGUCUCGUCACGAAGGAGCUGGAUGAGAUGUGGAAUGGCGGAUAUGGUGAGGAUGGCUUGUGCUAGGUGUGCGGUCAAGGUCGAAGGUGAGCGGAAUGUGAAACGGAGCGUUCGUCUGUUGUCUAUUCGAAUGAGAGCCUGGCCUCCGACCUGACAUGAUCCUCGUUCACUCAACGACCGUACCAAAUCUUCGCCGUUCUCGCCUACGGGGUCGAAGUGGAAGCUUGUGGUAAUACCAGCUUUUCGUAGGCCGUUCACGACAUGACUCAUCUCGGUGUGGAUGCGCUCGCAGAAGAGUUGGUAUUGGAGGAGAUCGACGAUGGGUUGAAGCAUCUGUGGUGGUGGGUAAUUCACGAUAUCCGAGGGGCGGGUGGAGAGGCCGGAGAGGUAGCGCUUUUUUCGGUAUGAGUGGAAGCCUAGCAGGAGUGCGUGUAAUAGGGAGUAUAUGAGGUCACAUUGGGCUUCAGCUGCUGGAUUUGAGGUGGAUUGUGAAGGCGAGGGUGCGUCUUUGUCCACCAGUUCAAACUGCAGCUCUGACAAAUCUGUGGCCUCCACCACGAUCAAACGCUCAGAUACUCUUACCGACGUCGUGGGUAGCUUGCCUGAGUCCUCUAUGAGAAGAGCAAAUAUCUCUUCUUCGAUGGCUUCGCGUUGAGCACUACGCAGAAGCCCGUCCAGAGAAGAUUCAUCUUCAGCUUUUAGGGAGUUGUGUGAUACUGUUCGGGUUCCUGUGAUGCCCAGAGAUGCUAGAGAUACCCGUAGACACACUUUUCGACGAUGAGGGAAGAUAAUAGGUCCUUGGCUAGUGUCAUAAGAUGCCAUCUGUGCGAUGGCUCUACGGCGAAAGACGGAUGAUGAAGUCUCGAGUCCAUAGGAUACCAAGAAAUCCUUCGAUGUUUUGUCCGAAUUCCUCCUCAUAGACGCACCGUCCCAAGGCAGAGGAGCGGGCACAAGAGACCAGUUCUUCCGUCUGAUUUUCAAGGCGUCCAUCCAGUAGCGUUCGUUGAAUUGCCUGCCUCUCUCAACGCUGUCGGCAGCGGACUUGAAGAGGUCAGAAGCCUUCCUGAGCGCUUCGUCCUUACCUCCGAGAACCAAUUGCGCAUCGAAAGAUUGGAUAGAAGGGAUGGGAGGCGGUUUAUUCACCGACGUUGCAUUGAGAACCCCACGAGGCAAAGAAGAGGUAGCAGAGGGAGCAGGGACUUCAGGCUGACUGAAGACAGAGGAUACCAAGCUAGGCGCGCGUGUGGUACCGGAUGAAGAGAGUAGGAGAGAGAGAACGUCGCUAGCCUGAGUUAUCUCACCAACAGCGGUCUGUAGCUGAGGGAGUAAUUCCAUACGCAUGUUGUUCAGUUCUUCGAGAGACAUCGGCUUUAUGUCCGAGGCGUGAGUAUCCUCGCCAGACUUCAUCGCGUCCUUCACCUCUUUCACCUUCUCCUUCGUCGCAUCCUUGUUGGCCAUUCGCUCCUCAUCGUCCUGCUCGAAGAAGUCAUACCCUCUUUCGAGAAAAAUACGCUUGAGAUUGUCGCCCAGCUUCGCGCCAGGACUCUCUUGAGGUUCGUAUAUGUAUUCUCCGGUCGGGAGGAUGUCUUGGACGACAGCGAGAGGAUUGCCCUGAUCGUCUUUGUAUGGCCUUUCGAUAGAGAGUUUGAGGUUCUGCCAUGAUGAGCC